Pseudogymnoascus verrucosus is the source of this 507-nucleotide messenger RNA. RefSeq lists its product as uncharacterized. Gene Ontology annotation, molecular function: ATP binding; protein kinase activity. Gene Ontology annotation, biological process: protein phosphorylation. The record is from RefSeq and is a predicted model, not a curated record. Lineage: Eukaryota; Fungi; Ascomycota; Leotiomycetes; Thelebolales; Thelebolaceae. The transcript has 2 exons. Bases 1 to 507 code for a protein of 168 amino acids.
AUGCUUCCCUUCGACCCAUCAACCACCAAGAAGGAUGAUUUAGAGGCUAUUGGUUUUGGGCUAUCAUCCUUAGUCGUCCAUGUUAAGGACACCAAUUCUGUCGUCAAAACAUUUCCUCCUCUUGACAAGGACCAAGAUGGUGAGAGGAGGAUAUAUGAGCAUUUACAGCGUCAGAACUGCCACCACCCCAACAUACUCAAAUACUUUGGAAGCUGGCCGUACCAGAUUGUAUCGGCAAUGGACUUCAUUCAUUCACGCGGUGUUAUACGCGGUGAUAUAGGGCUUCAUAACUUGCUCACCCAUGACGAUGGGGGGAUUGUCCUUUGUGAUUUUGCUGGGUCUGGCAUGGAAGGCUUACCGCCAACCAUUGGCGCUGGUGUGCGAUAUUCGGAUCCGCAGCGUAACGACAACAUGUAUUCGACGAAAGAAGAUGAUAUUUUUGCUCUUGGAACUGUGUUGUACGAGCUCAGUGCUCGGAAACGGCUCUUCGAUGGCCAAAGUAGUUAG